AUGCUGUCAGCAAGUCCACCGAAUAAUCCUUGGUCUGAUGUCACAUCUAGUCUAAAAGCAACUAGUAGUGGAGAAGUGUGUAAACUGCCUUUUCAAGUGGGUGCGUACACGUGGGAUUUGUACUUCUGUUACAGAAGACACUGUCCGACUCUUUUUAACAAGAAUAGCACAUGUGCAGAAGGGAAAUUUGCCGGGAUACAAUUAAAUCAGGGCGAUAAAGCAUCAUAUCAAUUGAAAACAGAAUCGAAUGGAAUUGAUGGUAUUAAUGAGCAAACUUUGGUUUACUAUUACUAUAUGUCUUACAUGAUUGGGAAAUCUAUCCAUGUACGCAAAGUAGAAAUAGGUGGUGCAAGUUCUGUGAUUGAUACUGUGACGAAUAGUCCGUUCAAUGGAUGGAUUAGACGAGAAGUGAGAUAUCAUGCAGCACAUCGUGGUUACGAGAUACAUUUCGAUGUAGAAAAAACCUCAUCUGAUUCCUCAUUCAAUGAUAUCGGUCUAGACGAAAUAUCGAUUUCAGAAGAAGACGAAACGACAACCCAUUCCCCAACAACGACGACCGAAACUAGUACAGUUACAAGCGCAUCAACAACUGUUGAAGAUUCAACGACAACCGAUCUUUUAACUACUAGUUUAUCGUUUGCAUACAUUUCAAACAGUUCUAUGAUGACUACUGAACAAGCGACUAGUAUUACAAAUAUUUUUGAAAAAUCAACAACGGCAUUGAUACCAACGACCAUUGAUAUAACAACAUCAAAAACUCAAUCGUCUACAGUGUCAAUCAGAACCACGACAACUUCUUCGGUAUCUGCAAUGUCUACUACCAAAAAUGUGGAAACUACAAAUUUAGCGACUAUCACAUCAUAUACUUCGAGUUCGAUGAUUAUUACUAAUUCUUCUAAAACGACACAUUCGAUUAUAACUUUAACUUCGGAUUCAACAUUAUCUGUCAUAAACUCAACAAAUUUGACGAUAUCAGAUGAUAAAAAUGAUGUUAAACCAUCGUCGAAUACGUACAUUAUAGUUUUGUCUACUGUGAUACCUGUUGUCUGCAUAAUAUCAAUUGGUAUUAUCAUAAAAUUCAAUCGAUCAUUGUCAUAUAAUUCUUUCAAGAGAAAGCUUCGCCUACUGAAGAAUAGAAAACACUCAAAAUCAAGUUCCGACGACUUUGAAAUGAAUUUUGUUUACGAUGAGUAUUGGUUUUAA
This is a messenger RNA of Adineta ricciae, 1203 nucleotides long. The record is from the annotation of a GenBank genome assembly. NCBI's taxonomy places the organism in Eukaryota, Metazoa, Rotifera, Eurotatoria, Adinetida, Adinetidae.